Molecule: messenger RNA, 291 nt
Organism: Iphiclides podalirius (scarce swallowtail)
Lineage: Eukaryota; Metazoa; Arthropoda; Insecta; Lepidoptera; Papilionidae
Source: the annotation of a GenBank genome assembly
AUGUCCGCUCCUGUGCAGGCCGAGGGACGGGUGAUGGGCCGCCGUUUUGUGCUAACACUGGUGAUUGGGAUCUCGGCCGGUUUUAGUUUCGCGUAUAUACUGCUCACCUCUUCGGGUCUAACGCGCGACGUGGCUUGGUACACCGGCAACAGCAGGGAGGCGGCGCGUGAUUUUGAGAAGCACCCGCUGCCCAGUGUUGUGGAGCACGGAAGCGAGGAACCCGCCCACCGCGAUGAGGACAGGUCAAUCGCCGACGAGCUGUCGCGACGCGUCAGGUACUAUGCUGGGUCA